Molecule: messenger RNA, 1263 nt
Organism: Clonostachys byssicola
Lineage: Eukaryota; Fungi; Ascomycota; Sordariomycetes; Hypocreales; Bionectriaceae
Source: the annotation of a GenBank genome assembly
AUGUUCGAAUCAAUACUGCCUGGUCCCCCGGACGUCAUGUACGACCUCAAGGUGCGGGCUGACAAUGACACAUCCGAGGCCAAGGUAGACCUAGGCGUUGGUAUCUAUCGCAACAACGCUGGCCAGUACCAAGAGCUUCAUGUGGUCAAGGAGGCCAAGAAGAUUCUGGCGCAGAAUGACCCUGGCCACGAUUAUGAGGUCACCACAGGCAAUGAGCUAUUCCUACGAAACGCGGCAGAGCUUAUGUUCGGACAAGACUGCCCGCGUCUGUCGACCAACCACAUCGCCUCGGUUCAGACCAUCUCGGGGACAGGCGCUGUCCAUCUCGCGGCGUCUCUACUGACGCAACUAAACCCGACGACGAACCCACCGACCGUAUACGUUGGCGUUCCAGCAUGGGGAAACUACAAGCCUCUGAUGAAGCUCGUCGGCCUUGACGUGGUCGAGUACACGUACUAUGACAGCGUCAACCGAUCCAUCGACUUCGCAGCUAUCCUGCGGGCAGCACGCGAUGCCCCCUCGGGCAGCGUCUUCGUCCUUCAAGGCUGCUGUCACAACCCAACCGGUGCAGAUCCGACUCCUGCGCAAUGGGACGAGCUUGCCCUGUGCCUUAAGCAGCGCGGCCACCUCCCCCUGUUCGACGUCGCAUACCAAGGGUUGGGCAAUGGGUUGGAGGAGGAUGUGUACAGUGUGAGGGCGUUUGCCCGCAUGGGCUUUGACAUGUUGGUGUGCCAGUCCUUCUCCAAGAACUUUGCCCUGUACGGCGAGAGGUGCGGUGCGCUUCACGCGGUCUGUGGCGAUGCUCGGCAGGCUGCAAAUGUGCGCGAUCGGCUUCGCUGUCUUAUCCGCUGGGAGUUCUCGUCUGCGCCGGCGUUUGGCAGUCGGCUUGUAAACAUUACCCUAGGAUCGGAUGCUCUCAGGGCGCAAUGGUAUGUUCAUGAGGAUCCAAAACAACAGUAUGGUAUCCAACUGACGCUGAGACUUUUGCAGGCAAGAGGAGCUUGGGGCCAUGCAACAAAGAAUCAAGACACUGCGACAAGAGUUGUAUUUCAUGCUCGCUCAUCAACUUCAGGCAAGGAUCAGAUCCGGUCUCCCAAAACAGUUCCCUGUAAGAAGCUCAUUGACAAGUACCAUAUCUACCUACCUCCGAACGGCCGAAUCAACGUCUCUGGAUUGAACGAGUCAAAUCUAAGCAAGGUGGCGACGGCCAUUGAUCAGGUAGUCAGAGACUCUCCGGGCCUUGUCAGGGCGAAUCUGGCGUAA